Messenger RNA from Neltuma alba, 1528 nucleotides. Its product is annotated as CLAVATA3/ESR (CLE)-related protein 25. Lineage: Eukaryota; Viridiplantae; Streptophyta; Magnoliopsida; Fabales; Fabaceae. Bases 560 to 865 code for a protein of 101 amino acids. The transcript is spliced from 2 exons. The record is from RefSeq and is a predicted model, not a curated record.
GCAACCCCUAUUAUUUUUUCCUUUUAACAACAUUGUACGUAAAGGCAGUGUUAGAUAGAUAGAAUGAGGUAGUCUUUUGGUACCGUAGUUGCAUGAAAAUACACAAACCCAAAGCAAAAGGGGUGUCGUAUUGGGACCUCCCUCUUCAGUAUAAAGCAAAGUGUUCCCUCCUUCUCUUGUUCGAAACCAGCUAAGCUCUCUCUCUCUCUCUCUCUCUCUCUCUCUCUCUCUCUGAGUUCGGGAAAGUGCAAUAGAAUCCCUCUCCAACCUAUAAAGAAAACCAACCACAGCCCAUAAUCCUCUGAAGUAAAAGAUAAAUAAAUAACAAAAACCAAUUUCUUUCCUUAGCCUUCCCUCUAUUCUCUCUUCUCAUCUCUUCUUUGUCUACUUAUAUAGCCCCCAUUUUCACCCCAAUCAUCAAGCAAUCAUAGGCUUCUCUGUUUUCCUCCUUCAUCUAUCUGUGAUAGCACUGUAAGGCUUAUUUACAUAUAUAGAUCGAUAUAUAUAUCCCCUUCCUUGCUACUAUGUCAUGAAAUACACAUACAAGGAUAUUUGAAAUAUGGGUAGGGGUAGUGGAAGUUGUUCCUGUCUUCCUAGGUUGUUCUGUGGUCGAGCACUUGCAGUGGUGGGGCUUGUCAGUCUUCUGGUUGUUGGAAGCUUGGGUUCUGUUCUUGGAACCACACUAUCUUCAGAAGAAAGACUCGAGCAUGAGUUUGUCUUGGGUCGUACUGACAGUGAUCAUAAACAUGUGAACCAACAAGAGUUGGAUUUUAACCACAUGAGCAAAAGAAGAGUUCCCAAUGGCCCUGAUCCCAUCCACAACAGGAGAGCUGGAAACUCUGGUCGACCUCCUGGUCGGGCUUAGUGAACAGGGAAUCCGACAAGAAGAUGAUGACACAAGAUGUUAACCUUGUACUUGUGAGCAUGGGACUUUUUAUGUUUUGUGUAAUAUCUCUGAGCUUCUUAGGAUUCCAGAUUGCAUGCGAGGGUGAAUUUUUCAUAAGGAACAACAGAAAAAUAAACUCAAAAGAAUCAAACUCAGAUCUCAGUUUCUGCAGGAGCUGCAAUUUAGUGGAUUUUAUUUUUAUUUUUUUAUCAAACUUUCGAACUUGUCUUCUUGUGUGUGGGUGAGAGAGAGAGAGAGAGAGAGGGAGGGAGAAUAGUAUCACAAAUUCCAAGGAGAGUUUGCAUGUAAAGCACAUAAGAAACGUAGCUUUAAAAGGCACAAAGAGAUAACUCAAAGAAGAAGACAUUGGAGCAGAGCAGCCAUGCAUGCAUGCUUUGGAGGACUAGAUGAAGUUAACAUCAAGUACAAGUCUCUAUGUCCCAAAAGAGAAACGUUACAGCUUUGGCUUUGGUUUGUUUGUUCACUAUUAAUUGUUUUGGAAUAUCUGUUUUUCCUUUGUUUUUUUUCCCAAUCUGUAUUGUUUAUUAUUGUAAAGAGAAUAGAGGCAUGAGUUCUUCCUGAAGUAAAGCAAAUCCCACCGUUUAAAGUUGUUGGCGCACCUGCAAAAGAAGAGUUUUUGCA